UCCUCGGCUUCGUCCACUCGCCCGACGUAACCAUGGCUGCUAUGAGUUUAUUGCGGCGGGUUUCGGUCGCUGCAGUGGCGUCUGUGUCUGGCCGAAGCCUUGGCGCUCGACUCGGAUUCGGGGGCUUCCUCACCCGUGGCUUUCCGAAGGCUGUCGCUCCUGUUCGACACAGUGGAGACCAUGGGAAAAGACUGUUUGUCAUCAGACCUUCAGGAUACUACGACAGACGUUUUUUGAAGUUAUUGAGAUUCUACAUUUUAUUGACUGGGAUUCCAGUAGCAAUUACCAUAACCCUGGUGAAUAUAUUCAUCGGUGAAGCUGAAUUAGCAGAAAUUCCAGAAGGCUAUAUUCCAGAACAUUGGGAAUAUUACAAGCAUCCUAUAUCAAGAUGGAUCGUGCGUACUUUCUAUGAUGGUCCCGAAAAGAAUUAUGAAAGAACGAUGGCUAUCCUUCAGAUUGAAGCUGAAAAGGCUGAAUUACGGUUAAAUGAGUUGAAAGUACGACAACUGAUGCGUGAGAGGGGAGAUGGACCCUGGUAUCAAUAUGAGACUAUUGAUAAGGAACUUAUUGACCAUGCUCCGAAAGCAACUCCUGACAACUAAUCAUUUAUUUCUUCAAAUACAAAGCAUAUACUCUGAUGGAAAAUAUGUAUAUAGUCUAUAGUUUUGCUCUCUGUGAUGAUUAAAAGAGCUUCUUCCAUUA
This is a messenger RNA of Otolemur garnettii (small-eared galago), 702 nucleotides long. RefSeq names its product NADH:ubiquinone oxidoreductase subunit B5 (gene NDUFB5). The transcript has 6 exons. NCBI's taxonomy places the organism in Eukaryota, Metazoa, Chordata, Mammalia, Primates, Galagidae. The record is from RefSeq and is a predicted model, not a curated record. The coding region runs from base 33 to 602 and encodes 189 amino acids.